Lottia gigantea (owl limpet) is the source of this 582-nucleotide messenger RNA. RefSeq lists its product as hypothetical. NCBI's taxonomy places the organism in Eukaryota, Metazoa, Mollusca, Gastropoda, Lottiidae. Gene Ontology annotation, molecular function: GTP binding; GTPase activity. The record is from RefSeq and is a predicted model, not a curated record. The transcript has 3 exons. The annotation marks the transcript as partial.
AUGUCAUCCACAUCACCAACAAACAGUAUCUUAAAAAUGAUAUCUUUACGUCCGAAGAAGAAGUGUUUUAGAGUAGCCGUUUUGGGUGAAAACGGAGUAGGAAAAACUGCAUUGACAGUUCGUUUUAUAACCAGACGAUAUAUUGGAGAAUAUGAUCCAGAUUUAGAAAAGGUGUAUUCAUGCACGAAGUCGGUGAAUGGAAACACUGUUGAUUUUGAGAUCAUGGACACUGCAAAUGAAAACAACAGGUUAGAAGAAAAUAUUCGAUGGGCGGAUGCAUUUCUACUGGUGUAUUCAGUAACUGAUCGGUGUAGUUUCAAUGAAUGUACUCGACUUAGAUUUCUUAUUAACUCGUUUUGUAAAAAGCGGAGACCGCUUCGAAUGAUUAGUGACCCAUUAUCCAAAAAGACAAUAAGAAUGACUACCCCGGUUAUAUUAGUGGGCAAUCAAAUCGAUAGACAUUUGGACCGAAUGAUCUCCUUCGAGGAAGGCAUUCGUAGGGCAUGUGAAAUGGGUUGUUUAGCAUUUUACGAAGUGUCGGCGUCUGAAAUGAUCGAUCGCGUUGUUGAGAUUUUCAACGAU